GCUCAUUAAUUUGUUUAACAAGACUAACUCGUGGCAUACUCUAGGACCAGGUAAGUGAGAAAGUAAUGAUCAAAAUGAAAUGCUUGAUCAGCUCUUGUUUACAUAUCCGAAGCGUCAUCCUUGUCCAGCUCCUAGUCUCUCACCAUCCUCCUCUGCGUUUACACAAGUCACUUCUGAGUUCAAUAACCUCACUUCCCAGGCACCUUCAAUACGAACAUAUCAAGUCUUUUACAAGUCCAACAGCGAAAAUGACAACCAACUCCAUGCUUCUAAGAACCAUUCUCUCCACCAACCCACCCAGCUCUAGAAGCCGCUACCACAAAAGGCCCCAGCCCCCUCUCAAUACACCUCAAAGCGGCAAACUACAGCCAGCCGAUGAUAAAUGCUCCAUGGUGUCCGAGGAAGAAGUCAUCUUCGAGCUCGACGAAGCCGCCCUCUCCAAGCUCACCACCCACCUGCAAAACAACAUGCGCGAGAUCCAAGCCGAGAGAAUGCACCGACUUCAGAAGGAGCACAAAGACAAUCUCCAUCACAGAAUUCGACUCCGAAGACACAACGACUCGAACGAGUACGAGAGAGAUGUCUACGCAGAGAAGUGGUACCAGAAUAUGCUUGGCAAGGUUGCGGCAGCGAAGGAGCUCGAGGCUCAUACAAUGAAUGAGAGAGAUCCAGAGAUCGCGCGGCCUCGGGGGAUGAGCUGGUGCCCAAUGAGGCAUGGCUGGGUUCCUGAGUAUGCAUCUUGGGGUGCGAGUCGAGGACGGAGUGCGAUGGUUGGGUCUGGUAAUACUUGUGUUGCUGGACUACGUGAUACCAGGGGAUUUCUGAGUUGCUGCCAGCCCUGUGCGGAAACGGCUGCGUCUAGAGGGUACUACGUGUCUUCUUGCAAUGGUCGGAGAGAAUCGUCGUACAGCUCAUACAUGUCGUGGAGAUGUGCUGGACCAUACUAUGUUCAUGAAGCUAGGGCUGAGGAGAAGUUUUGGGGGCGGAAUAGUGGACUAUCGUCGGAACCACGCAAGAGGUGCAUGAUUGUCGUGUCUGAGAUGUGUGAACGUGUGAGCGCAAGGCUUCAGCGAGCUAGGAAGAUGUUUAGCAAGUGAUUUAGUUCGAUUCCGGGCUUCCUGGUCCCGGGAUCUUGGUUGUAUUUGUUUGGCUUGGACAUUUGGGAGCAUUUGGCAUAUGGAGCUUAAGGGAUUCAAAACUGGGGAGAAAUAGUCUCACAGCCGGACUGAUCUGCUUGGAGCCCCUGCAUACUGUUAAUGGAAUAAUAAUC
This is a messenger RNA of Aspergillus calidoustus, 1270 nucleotides long. Lineage: Eukaryota; Fungi; Ascomycota; Eurotiomycetes; Eurotiales; Aspergillaceae. The record is from the annotation of a GenBank genome assembly.